Molecule: messenger RNA, 3354 nt
Organism: Coffea eugenioides
Lineage: Eukaryota; Viridiplantae; Streptophyta; Magnoliopsida; Gentianales; Rubiaceae
Product: WRKY transcription factor 1-like
Exons: 5
Coding region: 515-2005 (496 amino acids)
Biological process (GO): regulation of DNA-templated transcription
Molecular function (GO): DNA-binding transcription factor activity; sequence-specific DNA binding
Source: RefSeq, a predicted model, not a curated record
CUCCUCAUUUUAACUUAAUUUUCCCCUCUUUUUUUUUCAUUUUCAUUUCCUCUGGGACUGUUUUUCGUCCUUUCCUUUGGCCCUUUUUUCUUUUAGUAUUAUCGUUACCGUUAAAUUACAGUUAUAUUUCCGGCGUCUUUCUGGCCUUCGUCCACCGGCGGCCUCUGAAUGUUUAUGUGCCGGCGUUUACUCAAGUAGCAGACUACUGACGAGGUUAUGGACUUCUCAAAUGAAUUAAUGGUAUUCUGUCAAGACUCCUAUCACUAGCUUACAGGACGGUUGGCCAAAUGAGUUUUUCUCUGAACAAUUGCAGCUGAAAGAGGGCUCAUUUACCCAAGAUUCAUCAAUUGAAAUACUAACCAAAUUGAUUACUGUCAGUGGGUAUCUCCAGAGGAAAUUUGUGGUCGGACUGCACAGGAGAAAGAGUUCGCAUUUCAGAUUCCAUAUCCUAAACCUCCAAAAUUGCCAAAUAAAAAUUGUGGAUCAUACAAAGUGUGAGAAAGUGUCAAGCAAUAUGCAGCCAAGGGAUAGCCCUCAUAAUGGGGUUCCUGUGUCACCAUCCAAUUCAGGUGAGUUUGUUUCUUGUGUAGUACCGAAAAUUGAAUCAGGAAGUCUGCAGCAAAAACAGAUCUCUGCGAGUGAAAGUUGUGAACCAGAGGCACAUAAAGUCCCUCCCUUAGUGAAAAAUGAGAAAGAUGAAUUGAAUCAGUGGCAGAGCCAUGGUGCAGGAAAUCAUUCAACAGCAUAUGGUGAAACUGAAGUACUUGAUAGUGGGAAAGAUGUAGCAAUAUCCAAUCGAGUUUCUAUUGUACCAAAAAAGGAGCUAGUUUCUGAUGGUCAGCUUCAUGCAUCAGUGUCUAGUAAGCAAUUAAUCCCUGAGAAUGGAAACAGGGCAUCGCAGUUCAAUCAAGUGUCUGUGCAGCCAAAGGAGGAGUUGGGUCCCUCAGAGCAGAAUUUGAGUCCACAUACUGGAAGCAAUACACCAAUGUCUGGUGAGAAACUGAUACCUGAGAGUGGGACCCAUGUGUCACAAUUCAAUCAUGUUUCUAUAAUUACAAAAAUGGAUCCAGAUGGUCCAGAGCAGGAACAAGGAACUGAUGCUGGAAAAGAUGCAUCACUACCCUGUGAAGGAAGAGGAACUGAUUCUUCAGUGCUUGAGAAGUCUUUGCAACAUAUGCAAAAUACUAAUAUGCGUGUGUGCACAUCUUCAUCUGAUCAAGAGAAAAUCACUUAUUCUGCUAAACCAGAGAAAGUUCUAUAUAAGUUGCAGCCAAGACGGAACCCUGAUAGUGGGGUUCAUGCAACACAAUCUGAACAGGGAAGCAAUUCCCCUAGAAUACGUGAAAAAGCAUUGGAUGAUGGAUAUAAUUGGCGGAAGUAUGGACAGAAGCUUGUUAAAGGAAAUGUUUUUGUAAGGAGCUAUUACAAAUGUACUUAUUCUACUUGUCGAGCCAAAAAGCAGGUGGAGAGAUUGCAUGAUGGACGUCUUACAGAUAUUAAGUACAUUGGAAAACACGAACACCCUAAAUUGCAAAGUAGUCCCCAAUGUACUGCAUUUGUGUCUCCUUCUGAAGUGAGUAAAGCAGACAUGCCUGCAAUAGCUACAUCUGAAGCUGAAGAUGAGCUGGUUGUUGCCCAUAAUGAUAAACCUCAACCUAUUGACCCAGCAGAAACUCCAAGGGAGUUGGCUGCCACAGCAAGUAAUAAUAGUACAGGAAAGGCAGUUCCACAGUUGCAUAAUCCAAGAGAUGAUAUUGAUAAUGACAUCAGUCCCACUUCCAAGAGACAGAAGAGAGAAACUUGUGAUGUUCAUAACAAUCAAGUGAAAAAGACUCAUUGUGAAUCAAGGCAAGUGGUUCACAUGAUGAGUGAGGUUGACAUAGUAAAUGAUGGCUAUCGCUGGCGCAAAUAUGGGCAGAAAUUAGUUAAAGGAAACCCCAAUCCUAGAGACUUAGUUCUGAGCAGAGGAAUGAGUAACCUUGGUGGAAGCAGCAAAGGGACAUGAAACCUUGAUUUUUUUUCCUGAAUUUUUAUGCAUCUUUUACAAGUAUUCUGCAUGGACAUAUAAUGGUAGCUAUGGCAUCUAUACUAGAAGUUACAAAUUUUAGGGGAUGGAUUCAAGUGUUUCAUAAUACAAUGUGUUAGUAUGUUCAGAAAAUGAUAGUUGAUGGAAACUUGUGAUUUCUUGUUGCACUUUAAUUCUGUAUAAUCCGCUAAGGUUAGUUAUUUGCUUGAUAAUAUACUUCUCCUUUUCCUGUUCCAUCUUCAGCUGUAGGUACUACUAUUUUUACACGCCAGUUAGUUUCAUUUAAUGCAGAUGGCAGCUUGUCAGUUGUAAUACAGUAUUCAGUUUCUGUUUGACAAAAUAUGAAAAGCAAAAAUAGUGAUAGUCUGUUCUCUUGGCUAAAAUAAAAGUGACUCCAUAGUUAAGUUGGCAAAAUUCUGGUUUAUUGUAAUGAAUUUCUUCGAUUUAGUAUUAAUUUGUUGUCUUUUUGCUCCAGCUUUAAUUGGUUUUGGCGUGCUUCUUUUGUGGGUCUUAUAAAGUAGUUGCAUCUUUUAUUUGUGUAUGUCACCUGUGAUGCAUCUAUUCAUGACAAAACUCCUGAUUUAUAUUUUGUUUAAUUAAAUGUUAUCUGAGGACUUUUUGAUAGAAUAUUGAUGCCUUAUUUCAACUCUGAUUGAACCUAAGCUCUUUAAUUUUCAAUGCCUACUAUUAAGAUCCAAGCAGUUGUGCAUUUUCUGUUUCCAUUGUGCUACUGUAAGUUAAGAUAGGGUUUGUAAUUGUUUGCAUCUGCUAGUGGCCUAUAUAAUGUGCACAUCCACUGUAAAACAUAAAAGAAAAUUGAGCUGAUUGUAGGAGGAGUAAUUUUGGCAGACAUAUUAAUUGGCUUCCAGCUUUUGAUGCGCAACCGAUUUGCUUAGGAGUGAUUCCUUGCCAUUACUACUAGUGAUUUUUGAGGUUUCCCGAUAACCUCUUCCUUGGGAGUCUACUUUCCAUUUGUGAUUUUAAAGCCAAUUCCUGCCAUCUUUGAAACCCGAUUUCAUCUUUAAAUUCAAGAAGCCACUGCAUCCAAGCUGAGUUUGCUCCUUAUGACUCUAUAUCACGGUUGCUGAUCUCAAUCAUCCUAAUUAACAUAGAGAUGUAUUAGACUGGUCAGUGAUGAUUUCUGCACACUUUUCUUUCUUUUUCACCUGUCAUUCAUGUUUUAAUGUUCAUCCUAUGUGGGCAUUCAUUUGGAUGUUUGCCUCUAGAAGUCCCGGCAACUUUAUGUUUUUGGUUAAUUGACAAAUAAUGCUUAAAGUUGCUGUGCAUCAAAUUUGCGUUUUUAUUGUUGUAAACUGUGUUUUCUUGGC